Messenger RNA from Aphidius gifuensis, 1439 nucleotides. RefSeq names its product protein obstructor-E-like (gene Cpap3-b). Gene Ontology annotation, molecular function: chitin binding. The coding region runs from base 340 to 1257 and encodes 305 amino acids. The transcript is spliced from 4 exons. Lineage: Eukaryota; Metazoa; Arthropoda; Insecta; Hymenoptera; Braconidae. The record is from RefSeq and is a predicted model, not a curated record. Gene Ontology annotation, cellular component: extracellular region.
AAAAAAAAAAAUAGAAAUUUAAUUGUCAUGUGGAAAAAGCUCUAAAAGCUAAAAUAAUAAAUUUAUUAAUUUGCUGGUUUUGUAUGUCGUUGCCACGUACAUACAGAAUUGAAUGGUAAAAAUAAAAAAUGGUUUAAAGUGGGGGAGACAUAUAAGAUUCUUGGUGGCAUAGUCAGUCGCUCCAGUAGUAAUCACUAGUCAUCACGCAUUGCAUCCACAAUCGAAACGGCCGUGGAAUCAUUAAUAAUUAAAAAAAAAAAAUUCUAAAUGAAUAAUUAUUAAACUUGAUUUUAAAAGUUUAAUAAUAAAUUUACGAUUACUUAUAACCGUGACGCAUUAAUGAAGACUGCGGAAAUAAUUCUGUUCAUUGCCUGCUUCGGGGCGGUAACUGCACUGACGAGAAAGCAGGAGGCAUCUGAAUUAAGUAGACGUAAAAUAGCCUCACCUGGUCUUCGUAGACAAUCAACAACAACAACAACAUCAGCAUCAAUUGUAACAACUGAUAAUAGUGAAGAAUAUGAUGACAUUGAAUUACCAGAACAAUGUCCAGAACCAAAUGGUUUUUUUCCAGAUCCAGAACAAUGUGAUAAAUAUUUCGAUUGUCGUGAUGGUAAAUUUACUGUAAAACUAUGUCCAGAUGGUCUUGUAUUUAAUGAUUUUAGUCCAGAACAUGAAAAAUGUGAUUUACCAUUUGGUAUUGAUUGUACCAAACGUCCAAAACGACAACCACCACAGCCAUCAAUAAAUUGUCCAAGAAUGCAUGGUUAUUUUGGUCAUGAAGAUCAAACAAUUUGUGAUACAUUUUAUUAUUGUGUUGAAGGAAAAUUUAAUACAAUAAAAUGUCCAGAUGGUUUAGUAUUUUCUGAAAAAACUGGAAUUUGUAAUUGGCCAGAUGAAGCACAAAAAAAAGGUUGUGGAUCACGUGAAUUAUUUAAUUUUACAUGUCCAAUUGUUGAUGAUUCAAUAAAAGCAACACAUCCACGUUAUCCAGAUAGUGAAGAUUGUCAAUUUUUUUAUGUAUGUGUUAAUGGUGAAAUACCAAGAAGAAGUGGAUGUAAACUUGGACAAGUAUUUGAUGAAACAACUGGUAGAUGUGAUUGGGCACGAAAAAUACCAGAAUGCAAAGACUGGUACAAGGAUCGUUUGACCGAUGCUGAACUGGAUGCUCUUGAAAAUCCACCACAAAAAGUUAAAACCACUAGUGGUGGUUCUAGCAGACGAAAGUCAUCAAGACCAUCAACUACACCAUCAAAUUAAUUAUAAUUUUUUUAAUUUUUAUAUUUUAUAUUCAUUGUGAUGAGAUUUAUGUAUUUGACAAAUUCUACAUCACUAAUUAGAAAUUAUCCUUUUUUUAUCAUUCAAAUUUAAUUCAUCAAUUUUGUACUGAAUAAAUAUUUUCAAUUAUUAUUAUUUGAUAUAGUUGAUUAAAUUUAAAAAAG